Messenger RNA from Linum tenue, 1380 nucleotides. NCBI's taxonomy places the organism in Eukaryota, Viridiplantae, Streptophyta, Magnoliopsida, Malpighiales, Linaceae. The record is from the annotation of a GenBank genome assembly.
AUGCCAGAAGAAGCGGUGGCGCCGGUGGCGCGUGCUUUCCAGACGUGGGCUGAGAACACGCAGUUCGAGUUUCAGAGGGUUGGUGGGAACCCCGGGGACACGGUGGACAUCACGGUGGGGUUCUACAGUGGGGACCACGGGGACAGAUUUCCUUUCGUCGGCAGGACGGUGGCCCACGCGUUUGCACCGGAGGACGGGAGGUUUCACUACGAUGCGGACGAUAGGUGGGGGGUCAGGGAGCCCGGGGCGAUGGACUGGGAGACGGUGGCGCUGCAUGAGAUCGGCCAUCUCUUGGGGCUCGGCCAUAGCAACGUCGAGGAGGCGAUUAUGUUCGCCAGUAUUCCUGUUGGAGCUGCCAAGGGUUUGAAUGCGGAUGAUGUUCAAGGGAUUAGGGCUUUGUAUAACCCUCUCUUCCUCCCCUUCACUUGUUCCAUCCCAAUAAUCUUCUUAUCUUCAUCCAUGGCGUCAACUUCCUUCUUUCUUCUCCUUCUUCCCCUUCUCCUCCUCCUUCAAACCCUCCCCUCCUCAUCAAACGCCCACUCCACCGCUACCUCCUUCCUCGACCACUUCACCGAAGCCCCCAAAAUCGGCGACCGCCACCCAGCCAUCGCCGGCGUCAAAACCUACCUCCGUCGCUACGGCUACCUCUCCGUCGACGACAUCGACGACGACCACUACUUCGACGUCCUCCUCGAGUCCGCCCUCAAGACCUACCAAUCCAACUUCAAGCUGGACCCCACCGGCCGGCUCGACCCGCCGACGGCGGCCAUGAUGAGAACCCCACGCUGCGGCGUCCCCGACGUGCUCAACGGCACCAACUGGAUGGCGGCGCCGGCGAAAGUUACUCACCACCACCACAGCCGCUUCCGAACCACCGCGCGGUACAAUUUCUUCCCCGGGAACCCGACGUGGCCGGAGGGGAAGCGGAACCUGACGUACGGGUUCCUCCCGGGGACGCCGGAGAUGGCGAGGAAGCCGGUGGCGCGUGCGUUCAAGAAGUGGGGCGCGCACUCACGCGGGCGGUUCGCGUUUGUGGCGACGGAGGAUGAUCACGCGGAAUCGGCGGAUAUCAAGAUCGGGUUCUUCAGCGGGUACCACGGGGACACGGGCUCGUUUGAUGGGCCGGGCGGGUCGCUGGCCCACUCAAGCCCACCGAAGUCUGGGCUCCUGCACUUCGAUUCGGAGGAGACUUGGGCCGUGGGCUCGGUCCAAAAGGCUUUCGACGUCGAGACGGUGGCUUUGCACGAGAUUGGACACAUUCUCGGGCUGAUGCACAGCUCGGUGCCGUCGGCGAUUAUGUACCCGGCUGUCGGCGACGGUGUGACGAAGCAGCUGAGCCGGGAUGAUGUUCAUGGCUUCAGGGCUUUGUAUAAGGUCUGA